Molecule: messenger RNA, 1350 nt
Organism: Siniperca chuatsi (mandarin fish)
Lineage: Eukaryota; Metazoa; Chordata; Actinopteri; Centrarchiformes; Sinipercidae
Gene: rtraf
Product: RNA transcription, translation and transport factor
Exons: 8
Coding region: 110-838 (242 amino acids)
Biological process (GO): tRNA splicing, via endonucleolytic cleavage and ligation
Cellular component (GO): tRNA-splicing ligase complex
Molecular function (GO): RNA binding
Source: RefSeq, a predicted model, not a curated record
UGGCGGCGCAUGCGUAAUACCACAUACUGACAGCCAGCAGAAAAAACAGCAAAGUUAGCCAACUGUUAGCUAAAGAAAGCAGUCAUUAACACACAAAGCAUACGUUGAAAUGUUUCGAAGAAAACUGACAGCGAUAGAUUAUCACAAUCCCAAUGGAUUUGACUGCACAGACGAGACACAGUUUAGGAACUGCAUCGUGUGGCUGGAGGACCAGAAGAUUCGACAUUAUAAGAUCGAGGACAGAGGAAACUUGAGGAACAUCCCUAGCUCAGACUGGCCCCAAGCCUACCAGAAGUACCUGCAGGACGUGAACUGUCCAUUUGGAGUUCAGGAGAGGCAGGAGGCUUUAGACUGGUUACUGGGCCUGGCUGUACGAUAUGAAUAUGGAGACAAUGUGGACAAGUACAAGAACUGUGAGCCGCUGGCCGCCUCCAGCAACAGUGACAAAGCAGUGGACCCUCUCGUCAACCUUGACAGCGAUUCUCCAGAUUUCAAAGCAGGAGUGACAGCUCUGUCCAACAUCCUCAAGAUACAACGACACGAUGACUACCUGGUUAUGCUCAAGGCCAUUCGGAUUCUGAUCCAGGAGAGACUUUCUCCAGAAGCCAUCACUAAAGCCAGCCAGAAUAGAGAGGGUGUUCCAGUAGCUUUAGACAAGCACAUCUUGGGUUUCGACACUGGAGAUGCGACUCUGAACGAAGCGGCCCAGAUCCUGCGCCUGCUGCACAUCGAGGACCUGAGGGAGCUCCAGACCAAGAUCAACGAGGCCAUCGUAGCCGUUCAAGCCAUCAUAGCCGACCCCAAGACAGACCACAGGCUGGGCAAGGUCGGCAGGUGAGAGUGAGGAUGAAGAGGGACGCUGGAGGAAGGAAGGGAGGGACUGAACCACAGGAGUUUUAAUUUGAUUUUGAGAGGAAAAGCCUUCGUUUGAGGUGGACAUAAAGGGUUUGUAUUUUUUCCGUUGCUGCGUGAGAUCAGACUGUUCGAAUUGGGAUUUUGGAGCGAAGUUGAGCAAAUGCCAAGUUUUCAGAUGCUGUCUUUCAUUUUUGUAUGGCAGCAUGGUUAAGUUGAUGCCAAAACAUGUUGCAGUAAUUGCUGAAUAGUUAGUAUAGAAAUACUAAUUUCCACUAACAUGUUAAGUCAUUCAUCUCUUCAGAGACUGAGGUUGAACCUUCUGAUCAUCUCCUGCCACAAUCUCUCCCUCAGUGAAGCUUCUGAAAUAUUCAAACUGACAGCUAUAUUUGUAUCUUUAGUUUCCAGAAAAAACUUUUUUUUUGUAGAUGGAAGAAAAGCUUAUUUUGAAAUGAUUUACAUUGACGCUGUGUGGGAAAAUAUAUAAAUACAGCUGAA